Messenger RNA from Kuraishia capsulata CBS 1993, 1599 nucleotides. RefSeq lists its product as uncharacterized. Lineage: Eukaryota; Fungi; Ascomycota; Pichiomycetes; Pichiales; Pichiaceae. Bases 1 to 1599 code for a protein of 532 amino acids. The record is from RefSeq and is a predicted model, not a curated record. The transcript has a single exon. Gene Ontology annotation, biological process: transmembrane transport. Gene Ontology annotation, molecular function: transmembrane transporter activity. Gene Ontology annotation, cellular component: membrane.
AUGGAAGAUACAGAGCAAAAAGGAUUGGAGGUGGAAGAGGUAGAUCUCGAGGAUCAGAACCAAGCCGCAUCAAUCCUAUCGCUACAACCCCACUCCUCAACGAAAGAGAUUGAAAUUGAAGUUUUUGACACUAUAGACACAAAUAAACGACCCAAGGCAUUCAGAUCGACUUUCCAUGAGGUUAUAGUGGUGGUAAUUUUAUCACUGGCCCCAGCCGCAUCGUCCCUUGCUAACGGAGCGUACCAGAUGUCCAUGCCCGAAACAACGAGUCAUUUUGGUAUCAGUGGUGGGUCCAUGGCAUGGGCAUCAGGGUCUGUCUUUCUGGGUUCUGGCUCGUUUGUUCUGCUGUUGGGUGGGUUGGCAGAUGCUCUUGGUAGGAAGAACUCCAUGAUGAUAGGGUAUGCUGGAUACGCUAUAUUUGCGCUUAUAGGAGGUUUUAUGGACAAUUUCAUUGCUCUUUGUGUGAUGAGAGGGUUGCAAGGGAUGUCUGUCGCAGCAGGAACACCAGCUGCAGCAGGUUUAUUGGGAAGUACUUAUAGAUCUGGUCAGAGAAAGAAUAGAGUUAUGGCCUGUUUUAGUGCUGGUGCACCAAUUGGAAAUUGUGUCGGAUUCACAGUUGGAGGAAUAUGCACACAGCUGAUCAGCUGGAGGGCUAUUCAUUUUUUCAUGACAAUAUUAUAUGGCUCGCUCGCAGUUGCUGCGUUCUUCUUCGUGCCCAGGGAUAGGGCGAUUGACUGGGAAAAUUCACUCAACAUCUUGAAAAAGAUGGACAUUACUGGAGCGUUCCUGUCGAUGGCAGGAUUCACCCUUUUGGCAUUCUCUCUCACUGAAGGCGAUGCUGCUGAUAAAGGAUGGAAGACGCCGUAUGUGAUUGCGCUAUUGAUUAUCGGCGUCCUCUUGAUCGUAGCUCUUGGAGUUUAUGAGUCGUACAUCCCUGAGAAGCCGCUGAUACCGAUGCAAAUAUGGAAAAGUAAAGAUUUCACCAUAACUAUGCUGAUCGUGGCAAUGGGUUGGAUAGAGUUCUAUGGUGUUUUUACCUACUUUGGUAUGCAGUACUUUGAGAAGGUCUUAGGUUACUCGCCCUUGAAAACCACUGCGUGUUUCUUGACCAUGACUAUCGUGGGCGUGGCUGCUAACAUUGUUGUGGCACUCACAUUUCAUCUCAUGUCAGGGCGUAUGUUCAUGAUAAUAGGAACUCUGGGCUUUCUGGGUGGUGCAAUAGUAUGGGAGACACUAGACAUGCACAGAUCAUACUGGCUAGGUCCGUUUUGGGCUUUCACUCUCUCUGUGAUUGGUGGGGAUAUUACAUACAACGUGGCAAAUAUGGUGACUCUGAGUUCUGUUUCUCGAGAGUUGCAGAGCUCAGCUGCGGGUGUCUUCAAUACCGUCAUACAGUUUGCCGGGGUUAUUGGACUAGCAAUAUCUAGUGCUGUAGUCGGUGCAAGGAACCCCUACUAUGGCACUCCAGAGCAGUAUGACCAUAUUCCCGAGCUAUUUGACGGAUUCAAAAAUGCCUAUUUGCUAGCCAUUGGCUGCGGCUCCGUGGCAGUUUUCCUGUCAUGCUUCUUGAAGGUGGGAAAAUCCGGGGCACCUGCAUGA